Molecule: messenger RNA, 2661 nt
Organism: Phragmites australis (common reed)
Lineage: Eukaryota; Viridiplantae; Streptophyta; Magnoliopsida; Poales; Poaceae
Product: probable methionine--tRNA ligase
Exons: 17
Coding region: 62-2473 (803 amino acids)
Biological process (GO): methionyl-tRNA aminoacylation
Cellular component (GO): cytosol; aminoacyl-tRNA synthetase multienzyme complex
Molecular function (GO): ATP binding; methionine-tRNA ligase activity; tRNA binding
Source: RefSeq, a predicted model, not a curated record
GAGACAAGUCGCUCGCACAAACCAUCGCCUCCUAGCCCAGUAACCCUAAAGCCUCCGUUCCAUGGCGUCCUCCUCCCCCCCGCCGCCGCCACCGCCGAAGCUGCCGAUCCCCGGUCGCCGCAACAUACUCAUUACCAGUGCGUUGCCAUAUGUCAACAACGUCCCCCACCUCGGGAACAUCAUCGGCUGUGUGCUCAGCGCCGAUGUGUUCGCGCGGUACUGCCGGCUGCGGGGGUACAACGCGAUUUACAUAUGCGGGACUGACGAGUAUGGUACGGCCACCGAGACGAAGGCCAUGGAGGAGAAAUGCACGCCCAAGGAGAUCUGCGACAAGUAUCAUGCUAUCCAUAAUGAGGUUUACAAGUGGUUUGACAUAAAAUUUGACAAGUUUGGGCGGACGUCCUCUCCUGAGCAGACAGAAGUCUGCCAUGCAAUUUUCCAUAAAUUGAUGGAAAACAAUUGGCUUACUGAAAAUACCAUGCAGCAGCUUUACUGUGAUAUGUGUCAAAGAUUUUUAGCUGAUCGUCUUGUGGAAGGAAUAUGCCCAAACAAAGUCUGUAAUGCAGCGGCACGAGGUGAUCAGUGUGAAGUGUGCACCACAAUGUUGAAUCCAACUGAACUUAUUGACCCAAAGUGUAAGGUCUGUAAGAAUACUCCACGUAUUCGUGAUACAGAUCACUUAUUCUUGGAGCUUCCUCUAUUGAGAGACAAGUUGGUAAACUAUAUCAAUGAAACUUCAGUAGCUGGUUCGUGGAGUCAAAAUGCCAUUCAAGCAACAAAUGCAUGGCUGAAGGAAGGGCUAAAGUCGCGCUGUAUCACCAGAGAUCUUAAAUGGGGAGUUCCUGUCCCACAUGAGAAGUAUAAAGACAAGGUGUUCUAUGUUUGGUUUGAUGCACCUAUUGGCUAUGUGUCUAUUACGGCAUCAUAUACACCUGAUUGGGAGAAGUGGUGGAAGAAUCCUGAUAAUGUAGAAUUGUUCCAGUUCAUGGGCAAAGAUAAUGUGCCAUUUCACACGAUCAUGUUCCCUUCAACACUACUUGGAACUGGUGAAAAUUGGACAAUGAUGAAGACAAUAAGUGUUACUGAAUAUUUAAAUUAUGAAGCAGGAAAAUUCUCCAAGAGUAAAGGUAUAGGAGUCUUUGGUAAUGAUGCAAAGGACACAUAUAUUCCUCCUGAAGUGUGGCGAUACUACCUGCUUAUGAAUCGCCCUGAGGUAUCAGACACACUCUUUACUUGGGCCGAUUUGCAAGCCAAAUUGAACAGCGAGUUACUGAACAACUUGGGGAACUUCAUCAAUCGUGUGCUAAGCUUUGUUGCAAAACGAGCUGGAGCUGGAUAUGAUUCUAUUGUACCUGAAGCUCCUCAUGCUGAGUCACAUCCAUUGACGAAGGCGCUUGCGGAAAAAACUAGCAAAUGGGUUGAGCAAUAUCUAGAUGCAAUGGAAAAGGUUAAACUGAAACAAGGACUGAAGAGUGCUAUGGGCAUAUCUAGUGAUGGAAAUGCGUAUCUGCAAGAGAGCCAAUUUUGGAAACUUUACAAGGAAGAUCCAGCAAACUGUGCCAUUGUGAUGAAAACUUCAGUUGGUCUUGUCUAUCUCCUUGCCUGUUUGCUGGAGCCUUUCAUGCCCUCUUUUUCUAAUGAAGUGUUGAGUCAGUUAAACUUGUCCCCAGAAGAUCUGUCAUUCAGUGAAGAGAAAGGAGAAAUUGUAAAGGCAAAAACUCCUUGGAAUUUUGUACCAGCAGGGCACAAAAUAGGAAAGCCUGCACCUCUAUUCAAGGAAUUGAAAAAUGAAGAAGUAGAUGCCCAUAGGAAAAAAUAUGCGGGCAGUCAAGCUGAGAGGAGCUUAAAAGUGGCAGCUGUCGCUGAAGCCAACAAAGUUGCUAACCAGCUCAAGGGCACAAAAUUAUCUGAGGGAGGUCCAAAAAAGGAACAAAAGAAACAAUCUUGUGGUUCAAAAUCAAAGACGACAGCUGCAGAUGUUUCAGUUGCAAAGUUGGAUAUUCGGGUGGGACUUAUCAGAAAAGCAGAGAAGCAUCCAGAUGCCGAUUCCCUUUACGUAGAGGAGAUCGAUGUUGGAGAGGAGGCACCAAGAACAGUGGUUAGCGGCCUUGUCAAAUUCAUUUCUCUUGAAGAGAUGCAGAACCGGAAAGUAUGCGUUCUCUGCAAUCUGAAACCGGUGGCAAUGCGCGGUAUAAAAUCACAUGCAAUGGUUUUGGCUGCAUCAAAUGAGGACCAUACGAAGGUUGAGCUGGUUGAGCCACCAGAGUCUGCUGCCGUGGGGGAGCGGGUCAGCUUUGCUGGGUACUCGGGAGAGCCUGAGGCUUCUCUUAGUGGCAAGAGCAAGACGUGGGAGAAGUUGGCCGCUGAUCUGCACAGUAACGGCGAGCUUGUGGCGUGCUACAAGGAUGUGCCGUUCACAACUUCGGCUGGAGUGUGCAAGGUCAAGACAAUAGCAAACGGAGAAAUUCGCUAGACACAUUGCCAAACGGCGGCUAGCUGAUCGGAUCUGUCUGAUUUCAUUGAAAGUAGUAUUGCUGAUUUCUUUUCCGAAAAUUUUGAUCUUUCCAUUUGACGAGUUGUAUUUUGAGAAAAUCCAGUACAACUACUCCAAACCAUUGUGAUUUAAAAGAAUGCCAUUUGGGUUUCCUUUCUUGAUUUUCA